Molecule: messenger RNA, 1534 nt
Organism: Triplophysa dalaica
Lineage: Eukaryota; Metazoa; Chordata; Actinopteri; Cypriniformes; Nemacheilidae
Gene: junba
Product: JunB proto-oncogene, AP-1 transcription factor subunit a
Exons: 2
Coding region: 161-1144 (327 amino acids)
Biological process (GO): regulation of cell cycle; regulation of cell population proliferation; regulation of transcription by RNA polymerase II
Cellular component (GO): transcription regulator complex
Molecular function (GO): RNA polymerase II cis-regulatory region sequence-specific DNA binding; transcription factor binding; DNA-binding transcription factor activity, RNA polymerase II-specific
Source: RefSeq, a predicted model, not a curated record
CCAGUGCUGGCAGAGCGCAGAAGACGUCGUGCACGACAAUAGGAGGUUCGUUGUAAAUAGUUGUCCGGGAAAUAACGAACAGAGAAAAACGUUUCGGGCAUCAGCUGUCAAGGGAAAACACCUGCCGCAUUGCCUUUGGUAGGCUAGUCUGUACUUUCAUAUGUCCACAAAAAUGGAGCAACCGUUUUAUCAUGACGACUCGUUUCUCUCUGCUUAUGGUCACCCAGACGCUGCCCUGCAUGACUACAAGCUUCUAAAGCAGAACAUGAGCCUGGGCUUCCCCGAACCUUACCGGAACCUCAAGUCCAUCCGCUCUGACAGCAACUUCUACACUGCAAACGGAGACGUGGGAUCGCUGAAACUCGCCUCUCCGGAACUGGAAAGACUCAUUAUACAGAACGCUAACGGUGUCAUCACAUCACCCACUCCGGGGCAGUAUCUAUACACCCGGGGCAUCACAGAGGAACAGGAGGGAUUCGCCGACGGAUUUGUGAAAGCGCUGGACGAGCUCCAUAAAAUAAACCAAAUGCCCCCGCCGAACGUCUCCAUCGGAGUCGGUGGCCUGUCGUCCUGCUCGGCGGCAUCCUCGGUGUUCGGCGCUUCCCUGCAGCCGGAUACUCCCGUGUACACAACCCUGAGCAGCUGCAAUCCUAACACUAACCUCACACCCGUCACCAACUACCCGACAGCCACCAUCAGCUAUCUGCCUCAUCAUCAUCAACAGUACCAUCAUCAUCACCAAGCCACAACGCAUCAUCACCCUUACCAGCACUCGCUGCCAGGCGCCGCGGUGCACCCGCAGCGACUCGUUGCGCUUAAAGAAGAGCCACAGACCGUUCCUGACCUCCAGAGCAGCGACGGGUCUCCUCCAAUGUCUCCCAUCGAUAUGGAGGACCAGGAACGAAUCAAAUCCGAGCGCAAGAGGCUCAGGAACCGGCUGGCGGCCACAAAGUGCCGGAAACGGAAGCUGGAGCGCAUCUCCCGGUUGGAGGACAAAGUUAAAGUGCUCAAGACAGAUAACGCCGGACUGUCCAACACCGCGUCGCUGCUGAGGGAGCAAGUGGCCCAGCUUAAGCAGAAGGUCAUGACCCAUGUGAGCAGUGGAUGCCAGCUGAUGUUGACGCCAAAGAUCAAAUCUUUUUAAAAACGAACUGCAAUAACUCGGACUCUGAAAAAAAGGGAAAACACUGGAAGAGACGAUGAUGUUUGUGGUGUUUUGUUGCAAAUAAUAUUACAGCACUGAGUACGAGCGUUGUAUAUGUCUAAUGUGUUUUCUUGUGGAAAACUUAUAGUCUUAUAGUCCAUUGUUUUCAAAAAGCAUUCGGGGUUUCAGUCUUUGUUGAUAAGGUACUCAUUGCACAUGAAAGCAAACGUAUAGAACAACUUGAAAGUGAACAUUACGUAAAUUUGUAAUUUUGUUUUAACCGUUCAGUAAGUUAUUGGUAUUGUGUGUCAGGUUGAUACAGACUGUUCAAUGUACUUUUGUUUAUAUUUUUAUAUUUAAGUAAAGUAAAAAACAUUUCGAACAACUCUA